AUGGUUGUUGAAGAGAAAGUGUCUGCACCUAAGCCAGAGCGGCUUAUAGGGAUGCGCCAUGUGGUGGUAUUCCUCCUGUUCCUGGCCACAGUGGUGUCGUACUCGACGAGAGUCAGUAUGAGCAUUGCUAUAUUAGGAAUGACCAAACCGAAUGAACAUGGAUUUACUGUAUUCGACUGGAGUCAAUCGAUACGCGAUACAAUUCUUUCGUCUUUCUUCUGGGGUUAUAUUGUCCUGCAGAUCCCUGCUGGCAUGCUAGCUGGCAGAUUCGGAGGAAGAUUGCUGAUCCUCGUCUCAAUGCUUGUCACUGGAAUAAUUAAUAUGUUUGUGCCGAUUGCUGCAGAAAAGGGAGACUGGCAAGCAGUAUGCGCAUGUAGAAUCUUGAUGGGAUUAUUCCAGGGUCUAUUGUACCCAAGUCUUCAUGGUCUACUUGGCCAAUGGGCUCCCGCAACUGAAAGGGGUCGUAUGGGCACUAUUGUUUACUCUGGUGCACAGUUGGGUACCAUUAUAGAAAUGAUGGUAGCUGGAGUAUUGUCUGAAAGUAAGUUUGGAUGGCCUUCAGUUUACUACGUAGCAGGUGUUACGUGUAUAGGCUGGUCCAUCCUUUGGUUUAUAUUUGGCGCAUCAACCCCCAGUGCCAGCAGGUGGAUCUCGAAAGAAGAAAUGAAAUACAUUGAAUGCAAUGCUGGAUCUACUGAUAUCAGUGAGCAGAAGAAAAUGCCUACACCGUGGAAAGGCAUAUGGACUUCUUUACCUUUCUGGUCGAUUCUCCUCGCACACAGCGGGCAGAGUCUUGGAUUUUGGACUUUGCUAACUGAGAUGCCUUCGUACAUGGACAAAGUUUUAAAAGUCGACAUUAAAAGUAGUGGUUACUUAUCAGCGUUACCAUAUUUGGCCAUGUACAUCCUCAGCUUCAUAUUCAGUUGGACUGCCGAAUUUCUAGUCAAUAGAAAUAUUACAUCUCUUGCCACAUCUAGAAAAAUCUUCAACACCAUCGCGUUCUGGGGUCCGGCUGCAUCGCUACUGGCGCUGUCGUACAUCCCGCCGGGGAAUAUCGAACUAGCGGUCACCAUGUUGGUGCUCACUGUGGGACUCAACGGAGCUCAUUAUGUUGGAUUUUUGAUUUCUCAUAUCGACUUGUCACCGAACUUCGCCAGCACGUUGAUGGGCAUCACGAACGGAUGCGGCAACAUCUUCUCUAUCAUGGCUCCAUUGAGCGUUUCUGCUGUCGUAAAAGAUGAGCACAGUGCUUCAGACUGGAGGAAAGUGUUCUUUAUAUCGAUCGCCUUCUACUUCCUUAGCAACAUGUUCUUCAUUCUCUUCAUGUCGGGCAAAGUACAGGAUUGGAAUGAGCCUAAGACCAAAGCUUCUAUUGAGGAUGGAGUUAAGAAAUCCAACAGCAAGAAAGGCUCUAAAGAAGAAACUGGAGAACACAAAUUC
Molecule: messenger RNA, 1440 nt
Organism: Brenthis ino (lesser marbled fritillary)
Lineage: Eukaryota; Metazoa; Arthropoda; Insecta; Lepidoptera; Nymphalidae
Source: the annotation of a GenBank genome assembly